AUGGAAAUACAAAAAACAACUACAGCUGAACAUAAAUGUAGGAGGAAUGUCUUACGGUCUAUAUUUGUUCAAAAGAGGUUUCUUGAUAGUAGAGAUGCCUUGAUAAAUAAUAUAACACAACCUAAGUUUUCACAAAAGUUAAAAUGCUUUUUUAAAUUUAAUCAUAAUACUCAUAAGUCAAAUUCAUCUUUGCAUGAUAAGAAUAUAGGAUGUAAUAUGGUGUUUAUUGAUGGUGAUCAUACUGGGGAUUCGAGUUAUGGUGGAUAUUCAUAUCUUUCUGAGCACAAAAACACUUAUACAAAUGAUAAUCAGAUUUUACAUUUUUCUUUAAAACAUGAAAGUAUACUGAAAAAUGCAUCUUUUCCUCAUUGUUCUUUAAAAGAUGAGAAUGUUAUGCAGUUCUUCAGGAGAAUAAAUCCUGUGUCAUAUGGAAGAUCUAAUUUUUGUAAAUUAAAAAUUCAUAAACCUCAGACUUUACCAUCGGAACUAGCUAUGACAUUGGAAAAGAACUGUUCAGAUGUGUUUUCUAGUUCUAGGAAAAUUUGUGCUUCUGAACAUCUAAAUAAUGUAGAUUCUGAUAGUAAGAAUACAAAAAAUUCUUUGAACAUUUCAAAUUCUUUGGAUAAUAAUCGUUCUGGAAAACUGAAAAAGUCGAAUAAUUUUUCAAGAACAUAUUCGAGUAAUUCCACUAAAGUGUGUAAUGUUGAAGUGGGUCCAUCUAGUUUUGAUAAAAUUAAGUUACUUGGAAAAGGUGAUGUUGGGAAAGUAUAUCUUGUUCGGGAAAAGAAGACGAGAAAGCUAUAUGCAAUGAAGGUUUUAAAUAAAAAGGAGAUGAUUAAAAGGAAUAAGAUUAAACGCGUACUUGCUGAACAAGAAAUUUUAGCAACAAGUAAUCAUCCUUUUAUUGUUACUCUUUACCAUUCUUUUCAAUCUGAUAAGAAUUUGUAUUUUUGUAUGGAAUAUUGCAUGGGCGGUGAAUUUUUCAGAGCAUUGCAAAUGCGUCCUGGAAAAUGCCUAUCUGAAGAUGCAUCCCGGUUUUACGCUGCAGAGGUAACAGCAGCUUUAGAAUAUUUGCAUUUAAUGGGGUUUAUUUAUCGUGAUUUAAAACCAGAAAAUAUUCUUUUGCACCAUUCUGGUCACAUAAUGUUGUCUGAUUUUGAUCUCUCUAAGCAAUCUGCACCUGGUGGUGCACCUGCCAUGGUUGUAUCAAAAAGUGUAUCUGGUUCAUUCCCUGCAAUAGAUACUAGGUCCUGUAUUGCAGAUUUUCGGACCAAUUCGUUUGUUGGAACAGAAGAAUAUAUUGCACCUGAAGUCAUUAAAGGAUGUGGACAUACAAGUGCAGUGGAUUGGUGGACUUUGGGUAUUCUGACUUUUGAAAUGCUUUUUGGGGUUACUCCGUUUAAAGGAAAAAAUAGAAAUAGUACCUUUACAAAUAUUUUAAAAAAUGAUGUUGUAUUUCCUGAAGUUAGUUAUCAGCAAAUCACAAGUUCAUCUAAGUCUUUUAUUCGGAAACUCUUAAUUAAAGAUGAAAAUCGUCGUCUUGGAUCGAAAGCAGGUGCAUCUGAUGUAAAACUUCAUCCUUUUUUUCGGAAUACUCAAUGGGCAUUAUUACGUCAUACACGUCCUCCUAUAAUACCUGUACUUGCGGGGAAUUUUGAAACUCAUAAUCUUCGUGAUAUAAAAGAAAGUUUAAGUACUGAUAUAGAAUCUUCUCAAAAUAUCAUGACAGCGGCACCAACUAUUGAACGAUCUUUAGGAGGCUGGUUACCUCCUAGUUCAAGAGUUUCUGUUGAUCCGUUUGGUUCUUUCAGUUCAAUGACUAUUAUUCAUGAAGGAGAAUGUCAUGAUUCGAUUUUUGAUUACGAGAAUGAAAGUGUAAAUAAAAAAGAAACAUAA
This is a messenger RNA of Pneumocystis jirovecii RU7, 1896 nucleotides long. RefSeq names its product serine/threonine-protein kinase nrc-2. The transcript has 7 exons. The record is from RefSeq and is a predicted model, not a curated record. Gene Ontology annotation, biological process: protein phosphorylation. NCBI's taxonomy places the organism in Eukaryota, Fungi, Ascomycota, Pneumocystomycetes, Pneumocystales, Pneumocystaceae. The coding region runs from base 1 to 1896 and encodes 631 amino acids. Gene Ontology annotation, cellular component: cytoplasm; plasma membrane; nucleus. Gene Ontology annotation, molecular function: protein serine/threonine kinase activity; ATP binding.